Molecule: messenger RNA, 738 nt
Organism: Psylliodes chrysocephalus
Lineage: Eukaryota; Metazoa; Arthropoda; Insecta; Coleoptera; Chrysomelidae
Source: the annotation of a GenBank genome assembly
AUGGAAUCAGAAAUAUUGGAAACCAUGGAUGUAAAUGAUACCAAUAGUAAAAUGGAAGAGGCAGGACAUCAUGAAGUAGCUGAUAUAGUAGCUGAUAUUACAGAUAAAGAAGAGACUAACAAUUAUAGAACAGAAAAAGCAAAAGGUAUACAAGGGACCGGCAAGCAUGAAAUAAAUAAAGUCAUAUACAAAGAAAACCCAGCAGGAAUAAGCAGGCUUGAAACAAAAGAAAUUACAUCAGCAUAUGACAUAUCGGAUGAUAGUGAAUACGAUACACUUAAUUUAGUGCCAUAUUCAGAGACUGAUAGUAGUUCUGAUGAAAUGCCAACAAAAACAAAGACGCGACGAAAAAGAUUUAAAGUGGAAAAGGCAAUGUGGUUUUCAGAGAAGAAUAGAAAUAGGCGAGAGAAAGGAAAGCGAUACUUUGGUAGAACUAAAGUAAACGGAAAAUGGUCCUACGACAUAGAAAGAGAGCCAAGAGAGAUCAAAGAGAGAUGCCAGUGUAGAGUUAAGAACGGCACUUUAAAAUGCAGUCAAAUAACAGAACAACAAAGAAAAUACAUAUUCGAAUAUUUUUGGAGCCUAAGUUGGAGAGAAAAAAAGGUAUUCGUAGACAGUACUGUAAAGAGUGAAUUUAUUAAGAGGGCAAGAGAUAGAAAAGUACCAGAACAAUCAAGGAGAAAUCAAGCUUUUAAGUACUAUUUAAAAACAGGCGAUCAGGAAAAUAAGAGUUUGUAG